Messenger RNA from Parus major (Great Tit), 3484 nucleotides. It is a transcript of the gene TRAIP, whose product is annotated as TRAF interacting protein. Gene Ontology annotation, molecular function: zinc ion binding. The record is from RefSeq and is a predicted model, not a curated record. Bases 916 to 2391 code for a protein of 491 amino acids. Lineage: Eukaryota; Metazoa; Chordata; Aves; Passeriformes; Paridae. The transcript is spliced from 14 exons.
GGCGGGGAUCGGGUGUGGCCGUGGCGUGUCAGCCACGGGCAUGUUCUGUGGCCCCGCGCGAGGGCUCUGAAGAGUUCGCGGAGGUGCCGCAGCAGUCCGGGCUGUGUUGGUAACACAUGUGAAAGGGCUGUCCCGGGAGGUGGUGGAGUCGCCGUCUCGAGGCCUUUAAGGAAGGACUGGGUGAUCUCAGACCUUUUCCGACCUAACUGAUUCUGUGAUUCUGUCACCAUGCUGCCUGCAGGCUCCCUUCUCCGGAAGAGCCAGUGUCACAGGGUGUUUGGAGGAAGUGCUGUUGGAUUAUGGUGAAGCCGUCCUGGCAAUUCCAUGCUUUUCUAGGACUGUGUUGCAAGUGUCUGUGUUGAAAGGAAAUGGUUCUUCUGAGGAAAUAAACUUUGUGUGGGGAGAGGGUGGGUAUUUGCUUUCCUGGCUAAUGAGCUUGGAGAGGACUACGGGUGUGAUUGUCACUUCUCACUCAGCAGCACUGCUCGGGCCUGCUCACUUCCAGCAGCCAGUGGAGCAGGGAGAGCUUCCAAAGGUAACCUGCCAGCUCCAAAUCAUUACCCUGUGCUCAAAAUAAACCUUUCCAGUGUGACGUGAUGGUUUGGUUGCAAAAUGCAUUAGUGGCUCUCCUGGGGAGCCCGGCAGGUUUGCAUUCAUCAUCCCAGAGCAGAGCCCAGCCUGGUGCCCCCGGCUCCACAGAUCCGUGUUCAGUGGCACCCCUUGGAGCUGACUGGGAUCUCAGCUGUCACAUCCUGAUAGAGCAGCUCCUGCGCGGAUCCGUUCGCUCCUGCGAAGCUGCGGCUGUUCAAAGCCUGUCUCCCAGAGAGAUCUGAGCUCUGUAAAAGCUCUGCCCUGUUAAAGAUAAGCUCACGUGCUAAAUUCAGCCAGGAAUUGUCUUGGAGAUGCUGGUGGAGCAUGCGUGUGGUACAUGGAGCUCCUGCCGGCUGCACCGCUGGACUGAAGGUUUGCGGUUCUGCUUUAGUGUGUUACGAGGAGUCACAUCCUGCUGUCUCCUGGGGAGCUGGGGGAUGGCCCCUGGAAGCAAUGCUCCAGGACUUUAUGGAUUUACGAUAUAUUUUCCUUUUCCUUCUCAGCCUCUUCCAGUGGUUUGAUACUGCACCAAGCCGGACAUGCCCGCAGUGCAGAAACCAGGUCAGCAAAAGACACAUCAUCAGUAAGCUGUUUUUUGAUGUUACCCUGGAGGAGCAGGCAGUACCGGAUGCUGAGACCUUGCAGAAUGAACUGGACAAGGUGAAGGCCCAGCUCUCCUUGAAAGAGAAAGAAAAGCGGGAAUGCCAGGCUGUUGUGGACAGCCUGAGGGACACUCUGGAUGUGCGCAAUGCCACGAUAGAGUCGCUCCAGAAGAUGCUGGGAGAGACAGAGAUGCUGUGCUCCUCUCUCAAGAAGCAGAUGAAAUUCCUGGAGCAGCAGCAGGAGGACAACAGAAGUUCAAAGGAGGAGGCCUGUCGACUGCGAAACAAGCUGAGAACCAUGGAGCGGAUCGAGCUGUUGCUUCAGAGCCAGCGCUCAGAAGUGGAGGAGAUGGUCAGAGAGACGGGAGUUGGACAGGCAGCAGUGGAGCAGCUUGCAAUCUACUGUGUCUCCCUUAAAAAGGAAUAUGAGAACUUGAAGGAGGCUCGGAAGAUCUCUGGUGAGAUGACAGAGAAGCUGAAGAAGGAGCUGUUUUCUGUCAAUAGUAAGCUGCAGAAGACGACUUCAGAGUUGGAGAAGACAAAGGAGGAGUUAAAAAGCACACAGAAAGAUAUGAAGAAUGCAGACAAGGAGAUCUUGAGUUUGAAGAAGAAGAUAGACAUCCUGCAGGAUACUCUGAAGGUCCCAUCUGUAACCAGGGAAACACUCAGUCGGCUAGUCUUUGAAAGUCCUACUCCUGUGGAUCUGCAGCAUCCAAAGCUCCACCGCCCAGCCAACAGCAAUGAGAUCAAUCUAGAUGCUACUUACGAUGUGGACACCCCUGAGCACCAGCCCUGCACAGCUCCCUUCGGCCCUACAAAAAGGCAGAAGCUGGAUAAAAAGUCGCCUCCUGUGGUAAAUCUGGCGAAGAAAGUUCUGAAGGAAACUGUGGAGAACGGGGCAGAUGAUCUGGAGGAUGAUGCUCUUAAAGGACUCUUGCCAGCGUUCAUCAGGAACUCUGUUCUCUCCAAGAAGCCAUCUUUGAGUGGUUUGCUGGGUUCCCACAAGAACAUGGGCUCUGUGAGGACGGGCUACGAUGGCAUGGGAGGCAGAACAAAAUUCAUAGAGCCAACAAACCUGGCAGAAAUCCGUCCAUUAUCAGUUAGGAGCAAGAAGAAGGUCUCCAGACCAGCAUCUGCAGCUUCUUCUGCAUUUUCCUCCAGCAGCAGCCAGGCCAGAAUGGACACUUUCCUGCUGUGAGAGCCCCUGACUUCCUGGGAGAGACUUGGAAGAAGCUGCAGGGCAGAACACACUUGUCCAGAGCCUGGCACAAGGCAAUGUGCAGCCACCACUGCCUGGGGUACUGUUUGCAAAGCACUGAUGUUGCCCUGUGGAGAAUCCUGCCCUUGCAGUAAGCCUCUGGAGGCCAAGCCUCUGGCUAAUAGCUGGACAGUUACCCUCCUCAUAUUACCAUUCCUUCCUCCUUUUUUCAUGCAGAGUUAACAGGCAUUUGCCUUCUGGCCACCUCAGAGCUCUGCAGUUGCUGCUGCUUUGGGCUCUCUGGCACGUGGUGGCACUGCACUUCUUGGAUGCAGCCACAAGCAGGAGGCGCAGGAAGGGUGUCUGGGAUGUCAGUCUGGAGAGCAGGAGGGAGAAGGGACCUGGACAGCUCCAUGCCAGGUGUAAAUAGGUCCAAGAAAGUUUACUGGAGGAAGAAACGUGUUGAGCAACCUGUGUGGCUGUCAAGUGUCUGUAUAUUCAUCAUCAAAUUAAACACCUUCCCUCACCCACAGGCCUGUUGGGGCUGGGGAGAUCCACAGGUGGACUUAAGAGCUGUGUUGCCCUGCUCUGUCCAGAGUGGUCUUGCAGGCUGAACCUACUGACUUGGAAGGAAAGUAUUGGGGUGACCCCCUGCUCCACUUGGAGAGAUCAGUGUGCUGGCCUCUGUGCUUGGCACGUGUUGGUGUGAAACUUGUUUAUUAAUUUCUAUUUUUAAAUAAGAGUGUAGAGUAUUUUUAUUAUUUUGUAGCUCUUCUACCUUAUUAUUAGAGGGUUUGGAAUGGCCUGGAGAAGUGCUGAAGAAUGGCUCCCUUCAGGGGAGGGGGAGACUGGAGGGACUGAACCUGUCUGGGUUCUUCAGCUUGCAGCCUUGGAACAGGAGAUCCACACCUGAAGCAGGGCUGUCAGAGCUGCAAGGAACAGAUGUGGUGAGGCACCUAAUAAAGCACUCUACUGUACAAAUCUGACAUUUCCUAUUUCCAGCUGCUCCAGGCUCGAAUCUGUAGUACCUGGACUGGCUAAAAACAUGUUUUUAGGAAAUAAAAUACAUUACUGUGCAGACUUGUUAAUUUAA